Messenger RNA from Gigantopelta aegis, 6460 nucleotides. RefSeq names its product HEAT repeat-containing protein 6-like. The transcript has 24 exons. The record is from RefSeq and is a predicted model, not a curated record. Lineage: Eukaryota; Metazoa; Mollusca; Gastropoda; Neomphalida; Peltospiridae. Bases 150 to 3875 code for a protein of 1241 amino acids.
CUUUUCUUCAGAAUAUAUAUAUUUUUUAAAAGUUUAGAAUUUUCUCUAUAACUUUCAAUAUUGAUAUUGAAAAAGGCUCUAUUUUCGUUGUACUAUUUCGGUGUUUAUGUUAGAUAAUAAUAGCUCCCUGUAGCAUUUUUGUUGUCAAGAUGGCUGAAGCCGGUGAUUUUUUGAGGGAAGAUAGACAAAAGUUUCAAAGUUGCUGCCAGAGACUACUUAAUUAUCGUUACCAGGAUGAAGAAACGUCAAAGACUAAUCUGCAUUUGAUUCUGGACGAGUUGAACUCAGUUGAAUACAUCACAAAUAUUAUAAAUGACCACACGGCCAGCCAGCUGUAUCGGAGACUACCUAACCUUGCUCCAUUACACGAUGAACGACUUAUUGUUAAAAUCUGUCAGGUGAUCUUAAACUUGAGGACAAAGCAACAGAUAUUACUUGAUGCCAGCAGUCUGCCUGGUGUGGUGGAGUUCUUGAUUAAAGCUGUCCAGAGAUGUCCUUCAUGGUGCCUCGUCGAUAUCUUGCUGGCCUUGAGUGCCACAUUGUAUGGCAACAGCAACCGAAUUUCCGAGUUUCAUGAAAGUCUAAUAGGAAAUGAUGGCAUUCUCAAACAGCUCACUAAUGAAGAAGUGUUAGACGAGGAUGUUCUUUCUGGAGCAGUGUUUUGUUUGGAAAAUCUCACAGCUGGACUACAAAACCAUGAUGUUCUCAAUGAAGAAAAUGGAAAAACCUGCUUUGAGAUUUUUAUCAGGAUGUUGCACUUUGUACCAGUAGCCAAGAUGGAUGCCAGUAUUCAGUGUAAAAUACUCAUUGCUUCUUUGCGAGGAAUUCAAAAUCUUCUAUUGACAACAAAAUUAGUUCCUACUGAUUACCUUGGACGGCUGCUGGCUGCCAUUAGAGCUCAUAUGUUUUAUGGUCUCUCUGGUCAGCCAGUGAACGUUCCACCAACUCUGUAUGCCACACCCCAAAUCCAUUAUGACCUGCAGGCUACAAAGGGAGCCGAGAGUCCAGCGAAAACUCAGUCGAUGAGUAAAGACGAACUGCCAGAGAAUCCAGCCAAGUCCAGCAGGAGAGGCAAAAAGAAGAGAGGUGUGAAACCAGAAAAGGUAAAACCGCUGAACGAAACAGAAGUCCGGGACAGAGAUGAUAGUCUUCAGUCACACAGUUCUUCAGAGACUUCCCAGGAAUCAGCAUUUCAUCCUUCCUGGAUAAAAAUCAGCAGUUCAGAAUCAGAAUAUUCAGAUACGGAAGGUGGUCGCGUUGCUAAGCUGAGGUCAUGUUGCGCAAAAGUGAGGCAGUCUGCAUUUGGCUGUCUGCAUACAAUAGUUCGGAAUGUUGAUAAAAGGAUAAUAUUUGGUUACUGGUCAGCUUUUAUUCCUGAUUCAGCAGGUCCAGGAAAUACUCCACAGUUGCAGACACUUUUUACAGCCAUUUUAAAGGAUCCCUCACCAAAGUGUCGGAUGGGUGCCUCUGCUGCCUUGACUGCUCUCAUUGAUGGAACAAAACCAUUUCUGGCAGCCGCAGAAGACAACCAUGACGUACGCACUGCCUUUGUACCUUUCUCUGUGAUUCUGGGUUCCAUGAUUAAAGAGCUGCAUCGAUGUUUGCUUCUGGCAUUAAUAGCCGAGAACUUUCCUCUCACACUUACUCAACUAAUUAAGUGUUUGAGUACUCUAGUCAGUAACGUGCCAUAUCACAGACUUCAGCCAGGUCUUUUGGGGCGAAUCGUAAAACAAAUCCGACAUUUUCUCAAUCAUAAAGACCCCAAUGUUCGAGUAGCCUGCCUGACUUGCAUUGGGUCAAUUGUGGACAUCCACCCUCCCCUGCUCGAGGUGUGUCACAUCAUACAGCCUGCUCACCCGCCACUGGGAGUUAAAAUGCAUCAUGUAGAGGACACUAAACACAAACCAGCAUCACUAGAUAAUGGAACGAUGGUUCCUGUGGAUUCUGGCUUCAACAGCCUUACCAACUUGUCGCUGGCUGAAUCUGUGCAAGCAACUGAUAUAUCAUCCUGUCAGCCUGCUGGUGAAAAACAGACAGGUGCAUCAACCAGUCAGUUUGUAGGAGGUCAGGGGAACAGUGAAAGAGUGACAACAGGUCCUGCAGCUAGUCAGCUUGCAGGUCACAGUGCCAGUGAAAAGCCAGCAGAUCAGAGUACUGCUGAAAGACUUCCUGCUUCAGGCAGUCACCCUGUAGGUCAAAACCAGUCUAGUCAUUCCUCCACCUCGAGUACCCCAGCACUAGCGGUCUCCCCCGGGACGCAGACGCCCGUGUUUUCCGACCAGACACUGCAGCGUCAUGCCAAGGAGAUAUCCUGGGUCCUCAAGAUGUGCACGAAGAACAUCAUGCAACAGCCAGCAGACAGCCAGCGGACAGCGGGUUUCGAACCUAUUCCCGUACGACUGGAGUCACUGCAAGUCGUGGCCAACCUCACAAAGGGAUACUUUCCUGUUAUCAGAAACUCCCUGGCACUGCUACAGGAACUAAUCCAGGUCUGUCUGGAGGACAAAGAUCCCAUUAUUAAAUUACAUGGGACUAAGGUCCUGGAUGAAUUAAGUCAGGUUCUGCGGAAUGAUAUUCAGAAACCAGAGGUGGCUGGCCCAGAUGCUGUCUCCCUGGAGAAGGUUCUGGAGUUUUGGCUCUGCCAGCUGAAUGGCCCACUGCCUGGCAUUCUCCAGACGGUGACCUACAACCCAGUGCGUGCCAAUGCUUGUGACUGCAUCGCCAACAUAGGAUCAGAGGUUUUUAGCUGUUUACCCAUGGACAAGAGAAUAUUGUGUUUAACCCUGGUGCUGGGAUUAACAUCAGAUGACGACAAACUAGUCAAGUCAGCGUCCAUUCGUACUGUGGGAGUUUAUGUUCUUUAUCCUUGUUUACGAGAGGACGUGUCGUUUGUUGCUGAUGCUGCUAACUCUGUGAUCAUGACGAUGGCUGACAGCAGUAUAAACGUGCGGAUGAAGGCAGCCUGGUCCAUGGCCAACCUCUGUGAUGCCUUGAUCCUCAACAAAGAAAGUGGUGAUGCUGAGUUUGUAGCUGACUUCUCUGACAUGCUGCUGUUGAAACUGCUGACCACAUCCACACAGAGUGCCCAGGACAGUGAUAAAGUGAAGUCGAACGCCGUCCGAGCUGUGGGAAACCUGCUGAGAUAUCUGCCACAGAGAAGUCUAGCUAAACCAGUCUUUGUAUCUGCAAUUGAGGACUGCAUCAAAACUCUAGUGAAGAACAUUACAUCAGGAACGAUGAAAGUCAGAUGGAAUGCUUGUUAUGCUAUUGGGAAUAUGUUCCACAACACUCUGUUGUACCUAGAAGGUGCACCAUGGAUGACCAAUGUGUUGGAUGCACUAUCCACUGUGGUCAAAGACUGUAAAAACUUCAAAGUGCGGAUCAAUGCAGCUCUUGCGUUGUCUGUCCCAUCUGACCGUGUGGUGUUUGGGUCAGCAAAGCAGUUUGCCGCUUUGUGGAACAGUUUAAUUGUAGCCCUCUCUUCCUCGGAGAAUAUCACCGAUUUUGCAGAGUUCCGUUACCAAGACAACCUAACAGAACAGAUAUGCAUGGCAUUGUUAAACAUGCUGUUGCUGGUUCGAGUGGAUGAUCUGAGUGACCUUCUUAUGGUAUUACAAGAACAGGUCUUUGUUCUGCUGGCUCAUAUGGCAAAGAUUCGAGUAGGAAAGUCCAUUCUUGUGACAGAGUCUCUGUUGAAGAAAUGCCAGUGCUAUGUUGAAGUCUUGGCCAACACGGCUGAGUGUCCGGAUCACCACACAGCAAUUAGACAUCUUCAUGACAUCUGCAUCAUCAAAGAAAAACCAUUAAACGAAGAGCUUGGAGAAGAAGAUGAAAAGAAACCUCUUCAGUCUGGAUUCCAACAGAUAUAUGAUUAGAGAAAAAACAGGAAACAAAUCAUAAUAAAACAACUGAAAGACAUUUAAAGAAAGAAACAAACCAUUUGAUAAAAAUUAGUACUUACUGGAAUAUAAAAUGAUUGAAGAUGCUAUAAAAACAAACAUUAAUAUUGUACUAGCUUGUUAUGCUUGUUAAACAAUGAUUUUCUGUAUUUUAACAGUACAGAACCAUGAUUGUACAGAAAGCUGUGAUACUGCAAAACAACAUUACAGUACCAAAUUUAAAUAUUAUAUUGAGUGCUUUAAACCUCACAGAAAUAGCAGAAAUGGCUUUUUCUCAUUUUACUUUUUCACACACACUCCACCCCCCCCCCCCCCCCCCCCCCCCCCAUUAAUAUAUUUGAAAUAAAAUGUUUUUGUAAUGUGCACAUAAAAAAUAGCACAUUUUUAUUAUUUCGAAAACACUUACUUUUUGUCAAACCAAACUUUAGUGAGUGAUGAAAAACACAUUAAUAAAGACUGGGAGAGAGCAUAGCAUGUGAUCAUCAUCUGUCAUAAGUUAGACUGAUUAUUAAUUUGGUACAACAGAAUACUUAAGUAAUAAUCUCACGCAUUUUAAUUAUGGUUAUAUGGUGUUAGACAUAGUGUUGAGGACCACACACAUAAUGAUAAUGAGAGAGGAAAGCCUCUGUCGCCACGCUAUUGGCUACUCUUUCUGAUUCAGCAAGGGAUCUUUUAUAUGCAGCAUCACACAGACAGGGUAGUACAUACCACGGCCUUUGUUACAUCAGUUGUUCAGUAAUCUGGGACAAGAUAACCAUUUCUUUUCAACAUUACCUGUUGGGAUGUUUGGACCAAACCACUUGUGUGGGGGGUGGGGGUGGGGGGGGGGGAGGUGCACUUGUUGAGGACAGGUAAUGUAUCUGUAAAAGAGAAAACACUCCCAAGUUUUCUCCAUUUUAAUUAUCCAUGAGGCAGCAAGAAACGGUAACAGCAGGACUAGCUGGAACAAGAAAUAGCUCAAUGGACCCACCGACAGGGAUAGACAGACUGUACAUUUACCACUGGGCUACAUCCUUCCCUCAUAAAGUUAAGUGAAGAUGUUUUGUAAAAUUGUCUCCAGACUCCCCAACUAUUAGAGACGUAAAUAAAAGAUUACUCAAUGCAGAGUUUAGUUGGAUAAACUAAUCAAGAAAAUAGAAUUUCAUACUUCAUGGAGCAGACAACAUUCUUCACCGUGGGUAUGUAUUACUAUAACUGUGUUAUUUAUGUCCUGACCAAUGGUGUUUUUAUGAAUUGUGCACAAAAACAGACAAUUUUUUGCUAUUUCUGAAAAUUUUGCUUUGCUUUUUAUGUGAAGUCAAACUGAAAUUUUUGACAAUAUGUUAUAUUGAGAUUAUGAUGGCCUAUAAGUCUAAAUCCGGACAAUAAAUAUAUGUUCUUGUGACUAAAUGCUGCAAUAACAGUUUACGAUCAUUUUGAUUGCUUCUCCGCUUUUGAUAUGCACUUUCAACCACUUCCUUUGUACUCCGCCUUAGCCGCACUUUGCAGGGAUCUCUUUGCACCCUGGUCCAGUCCACCACUGUACACACUGUGCUAAAUACUACAUACUACAAAGAUGAAUUCCAUAAAUACAACCUCGGUGGAUGCCGCCAUCUUUAUCACUUAACAUAGACCUGGUCUGGAGCUUAUAAAGCUUUUAGAGUCCAGACUGGAGACUAUAGAGUCUUGAGAUGUGAACGUCAUGGCAACGCCAUACAAAUUGUUUGUGUGCUGUCAUUAGAGAUUGAGUCUGGACUCGUAAAAAUGGGCCCUGGUUUUAUUCACUUUAGCCGUGUAUAUAGCUUUUGCUAAUGAGGACUGGCUAUCUAUAUGGCGGUUGUAAAUGUAUUUUGUGGGGGAAGCCCAGUGUAAAGACCCAAAUACAACUGAUAAACUUUCUUAUGCAAAACAUGAAUUGCAUCUAGUUGUAUAUAGUUAAAUAUAGAUGUUUUUUUUAGGAAAGUUACAUGUGCCUUAAUUGAGUGCCCCCUCCCCAUCCCCUUUAUAACUGAAUGUCUCCUCGUGACACCAGCUGACUAUGGGCCUGUAUCACAAUAGCUAAAGUCCUAUGUCCUGCAGAAUCUUGUGUACUGUAGAUUGAUAAUCGGUAAACAUCCAAUGAGUAAUGUUUUGGGAACUGUUGCCAGCUUUCUUUGUUAGCACAAUUUACUGAUGCAGUGUAGAAAAUUUUACCUUCCUAUUUCACAUAAAUACGUAAUAAUAUGUGAUUAGAAAUGUCAUUUGGAAACCAGUAUACUUCUUUCCGAUUGUAGGACUUUGACCAUUUCUCAAUACCUCAAUUUUGCAUUCACAGUUGGUAUCUUGCAUUGUUGUUGCCUGUGUUUGAUAUGUGCAAUCUUCCUUACUGGUCGCAAAACAUAGACUGUGGCAAUUUGUAAUAUUUAUUAAUAAUUUUAUGCAGAUAGUUUUCAAAACUAUCGUCAGCAGACUUUCCUUACAUUUUGAAUCCAUUAUCAUGGAAUGCUGUUUUGUUAAUUAUACAAUUUUUGUGUUAGUGUUUGUGACGUUAUAAAGACCUUAUGUAUUGCUUCAUGCUGAUCAGUAAUAAAAUACACCUAUAA